Molecule: messenger RNA, 1305 nt
Organism: Cyclocybe aegerita
Lineage: Eukaryota; Fungi; Basidiomycota; Agaricomycetes; Agaricales; Hemipholiotaceae
Source: the annotation of a GenBank genome assembly
AUGCGUUCGAAGCCUCUCAACGGUCCCAAAGUCAUCAAAGACAACGCUGACGUCCCCAAUAAUAUAAAAUCCUCCCGCAAGAGAGCGGCAAAGAAUGGACGCACUGUAUCCAAACGUGGUGACACUACGGCUCUUGAUACGGAUGCCGACAGCGCAGAUGAUGUAGCAGAAAGUAAAUCCAGCAACGGCGGAAAAGGCGCGAAGACUACGCGUUCUACAAGGUCCAAGAAGAGGCUAGAAGACGAAGAGGAGUAUCAGGACAACGAGGAAGACUCGGAACCCCAGCGAAGUGGCAAGAAAGUUUAUGACAGCGAUGCCCUCGACGAGGAUUCGGACUUCGAGGGCGAUUCAAAUGGCAAGAAGAGAAAGCGGAAGUCGACAGCACGGUCCUCACCAAAGAAAACACGGUCUCCGAAGAAGAGAAAAGUCGAAGAGGAAGAGGAAGAGGACUACGACGAAGACGACCUGCCAGAAGGCACUGAAGUCGUUGGCAAGGUUGUUCAAGCUCCAAAGACGGGACGUGUUCCUCCAGGCCAGAUAUCUCAAAACACACUCGACUUUCUGGGUAAUUUGAAGAAGCCCGAGUGCAAUGAUCGUCAAUGGUUCAAACUGCACGAACCGGUGUACCGACAGGCUGAGCAAGAAUGGAAGGAUUUCGUAGAGGCAUUCACCGAAUCCCUCAUAGAAGUCGAUCCGCACAUUCCGCAUCUCCCCCCAAAAGAUUUCAUCCACCGCAUUUAUCGUGAUAUUCGGUUCAGCAAUGACAAGACACCGUACAAGACGAAUUUCUGGUCAACCUUUACCAGAAGUGGAAGGAAAGGAAACUUUGCUGGGUACCACAUAUCAGUUCAACCAGGAAAUGAAAGUCUCAUCGCUGCAGGCAUCUGGUGCCCAGCUCGUAACGAAUUGAACACGAUUAGGGCGAACAUCCAACGAAAUCCUCGACGGCUGCGCAGGAUCAUAUCUUCCCCCGAGUUUGUCGAACAUUUCGGUAAAGCUAAGCCCCAUCCGAAAGGGAAGCAGCAGAACAUCUUCGGGCAAGACGGCGAACUGAAGACGGCUCCGAAGGGCGUUGACAAAGAUCACAAGGAUAUCGACCUCCUGAAAUGCCGUUCCUUCUGCGUCGUCCAACGCUUUAAGGACAGUGAGGCAUUAUCGCCUGAUUUCAAGGACCAACUGGCGCGGGUUGCCAAAGUGAUGCAGCCCUUCGUACAUUGCCUCAACGACAUGAUGACGAUUAUGAGUGCCGACGAUGAGGACGACGAUGAUGAAGAGCAAGGGGAAGGACAAGCUGACGAAGAUUGA